Molecule: messenger RNA, 268 nt
Organism: Globicephala melas (long-finned pilot whale)
Lineage: Eukaryota; Metazoa; Chordata; Mammalia; Artiodactyla; Delphinidae
Source: RefSeq, a predicted model, not a curated record
UCAGGAUCUCAAGCCUGGGACAAUGGUGUGCAUUCCCUGCAUCGUCAUUCUAGUUGUGCUCUGGGUCUACAAAAAGUUCCUGGAACCAUAUAUAUACCCUCUGAUUUCCCCCUUUGUUAGUUGUAUGUGGCCUAGGAAAGCUAUACAAGAAUCCAAUGAUAAAAACAAAGGCAAAAUAGACUGUAAGGGUGCAGACACAAAUGGAUUACCAACAAGAGGACCAACAGAAAUCUCUGAUAAAAAGAAAGACUUAACUCCACAGAUGUAA